AUGGUUUUCGUGCUAGAUGGAUCCGGCAGUAUCCAAGCUGUCAACUUCGCAAAGGUCAAAAAGUUUGCAGUGGACUUGUCAGAUGGACUGAACAUCAGCCCAACGGCUACCAGAGUCGGCUUGAUAGAGUACACCGACUCUCCGACUGUGGAGUUUAAGCUGGCGGACCAUACCAACAAAGCCUCCCUAGCAACGGCCAUCAACAAUGUCAGUUACCAAAGCGGUGGCACACAGACUGGUAGGGCCCUGGAUGCUGCUCGUACUCAGAUGGAUUGGAGACAGCCACCUGUUAAGCGGGCUGCGAUUGUGGUGACUGACGGAAUGUCAGGUGACAAUGUUCAGCAACCGGCAAAAGCCCUCCGAGACAACGACAUCUCCGCGUAUGGAGUUGGCAUUGGACCUGCGAUUAAUGCAAACGAGCUGAAUGAAAUCGCCGGUGGUGAUGCUGGUCAUGUGUUCUACAUACCUAACUACGACAAGUUGGAGAAGGAGAUGGAGAAGAUUUCCAACAGUGUCUGUUCAGGUCCAGAAUGGCUGAUAUACUCGGGGGGAAGGUACCACGGAAAGGAAUGGAAGGCGUUCCCGGGCUACUACACCAGUGACCAGUUGAAGAAGAAGAUUGGGGACCAGAUUGGCUCAGCAAAACGUGUGUAG
Messenger RNA from Branchiostoma floridae (Florida lancelet), 654 nucleotides. Its product is annotated as vitrin-like. Bases 1 to 654 code for a protein of 217 amino acids. The transcript is spliced from 4 exons. The record is from RefSeq and is a predicted model, not a curated record. Lineage: Eukaryota; Metazoa; Chordata; Leptocardii; Amphioxiformes; Branchiostomatidae.